Molecule: messenger RNA, 2202 nt
Organism: Asparagus officinalis (garden asparagus)
Lineage: Eukaryota; Viridiplantae; Streptophyta; Magnoliopsida; Asparagales; Asparagaceae
Product: protein ECERIFERUM 3
Exons: 11
Coding region: 145-2007 (620 amino acids)
Biological process (GO): lipid biosynthetic process
Molecular function (GO): oxidoreductase activity; iron ion binding
Source: RefSeq, a predicted model, not a curated record
CUUCUCAAAAUCUAUAUAUAGAGAGAAACAGAGAGAGCGUGAAACAAACGAAAACCACAAAGUUCAACCAAGCUAAGCUUGGCUUGCUUCAAUUUCUCUUCUCUCCCUUCAAAUUUUAUUUUCUUAUCCUCUUUCUACUCUGAAAUGGUUGCUCCCUUGUCUUCUUGGCCUUGGAACAACCUCGGAGUCUACAAGUAUCUAUUAUAUGGUCCUCUUGUAGCAAAGGUGAUAUAUUCGAAGUCAUGGGAGGAGAGUGGGAGAGACUCAUGGUGCCUUCAUAUUCUCAUCCUCUGUGCUCUCAGAGGGUUAACCCAUCAAUUAUGGACCUCGUUCGGCUACAUGCUCUUUCUCGUCCGACGCCGUCGAGUUAUUAAAGACGGGGUCGAUUACGAACAGAUCGAUAAAGAGUGGGAUUGGGACAAUUUCUUGAUUCUUCAAGCUUUCAUGGCAGCGUUGGCUUGUUACAUGAUACCAAAUUCGAGAGGCUUGCCUAUAUGGGACUUCAGGGGACCGCCUAUAGUAAUGAUCCUCCAUGUGCUUGUCUCAGAACCUCUCUUCUACUGGGCCCACAGAUUCAUUCAUGGAUCGGGUUAUUUAUUUCAAAAUUACCAUUCUAUUCACCACUCGUCCAGAGUCCCCAUGGGAUUCACUGCCGGAUUCGCCACACCUUUGGAGCACAUGGUGACGGGUGUGAUAAUGGGCGUGCCGAUUCUUGGGUCUCUUUCGUUUGGAGCUGGCUCGGUUGGGCUUGUGUACGGCUACGUGCUCUUGUUUGAUUUCUUGAGGUGCAUGGGACACUCUAAUGUGGAGGUGUUCCCCUAUAGAAUCUUUGAGGCGCUUCCGAUUCUAAGAUAUCUCAUAUACACACCCGCGUACCAUGCCCUUCACCACACGGAGAAAAACUCCAACUUCUGCCUUUUUAUGCCUCUAUUUGAUGCGCUUGGGGGAACAAUCAAUAAGAAGUCAUGGGAGUUUCAAAAGGAAACUAGCAAAGGAUAUGAUGAAGUUCCUGAUUUCGUAUUCCUGGCUCACAUAGUAGACGUGUCUCAUUCCUUCCACUGUACAUUCAUUUUCCGAAACUUUGCUUCCAUCCCAUUCUCAAACCGGCUAUUUUGCUUCAUCCUUUGGCCAAUUGCAUUCACAGUCAUGCUCAUGAUCUGGGCUUGGUCCAAGACCUUCGUCCUCGCCUUCUACAAAUUGCGAGGGAAAUUGCACCAGAUAUGGCUAGUUCCUCGAUAUGGUUUUCAUUACUUCUUGCCUUUUGCUACGGAUGGUAUUAACAAGCAGAUUGAGCUGGGUAUCUUGAGGGCAAAUAAGAUGGGGGUCAAGGUGAUCAGCCUUGCUGCAUUGAAUAAGAACGAAGCACUCAACGGUGGUGGAACUCUCUUCGUCAACAAGCACCCUGAUCUAAAGGUGCGGGUUGUGCACGGAAACACCUUAACAGCUGCAGUUAUACUCAAUGAAAUCCCCAAGGAUGUGAAAGAGGUUUUCUUAUCGGGAGCCACAUCGAAACUUGGAAGAGUUAUUGCAUUAUAUCUGUGCCGAAAGAAAAUUCGAGUCAUGAUGUUAACACUAUCGACGGAAAGAUUUCAGAAAAUACAGAAGGAAGCACCAGCUGAUUGCCAACAAUACUUGGUUCAAGUUACAAAGUAUCAAGCAGCACAAAAUUGCAAGACUUGGAUUGUGGGCAAGUGGAUAACCCCUAGAGAGCAAUAUUGGGCACCCCCUGGAACUCACUUCCACCAGUUUGUCGUGCCUCCAAUCAUUGGCUUUCGAAGGGAUUGCACUUACGGGAAGUUGGCUGCAAUGAAACUACCUGAAGAUGUUCAAGGGCUAGGAAUGUGCGAGUAUACGUUGGACCGUGGUGUGGUUCAUGCGUGUCAUGCUGGCGGCGUGGUCCAUUUCUUGGAGGGGUGGAGCCAUCACGAGGUGGGCGCGAUCGACGUAGACAAAAUUGAUGUCGUAUGGAAGGCAGCAAUGAAGCAUGGACUAAAACCUGUGAAAUGAAUGGAAUUUUAGCAAAUCGACACUUCUUCUAAGACUUGUUUUCCUCCCUUGUUUUUCUAUUUUUCUUUUCUUAAAGUGUAACAAAAGAAUGAAGGGUUAUUGGUGUUUUUAUGAUGAAUUAACUGUUUUACGGUUUGUAUCUUUCACCAUUUUCUUCAACGUAACAAAGAAUUGUUGUCAUUGGCAUUUUUAGGA